This is a messenger RNA of Pseudo-nitzschia multistriata, 925 nucleotides long. NCBI's taxonomy places the organism in Eukaryota, Bacillariophyta, Bacillariophyceae, Bacillariales, Bacillariaceae. The record is from the annotation of a GenBank genome assembly.
GAAAUUUCRAAUAAAAACUCGCAACAGAAAUGAAUAAGAAAUCAAGGAGGAAUACAGGCACGUUGCUGCCUUUCAGUGCCAGAACUUUUCUACAGCAUUCGGUGUUACUAUUGGCAAUAACACUUUCGUGGCCGAGGUACUCGCAUUUGCGAGCAGACGGCUUUGCUUCUCAGGCAGUAGCACGUCCCCAUCUUUYUUCAAUCGCAACUACGCCGAAGACACCGGUAUCAUCUGACUCGGUGCUUUUCAACUAUAACAACGAUGACAAUGGCGAUAAUAAUAAGAACGAUAAGAGCUURGUCGAUUUUGAAUUGCUCUCGAGACGAUUCGAGAGAGCCGAUAAGACCCUGAUCCGCGACGAAGCUACGCUCGUGGCCUGCUACGUUCUUUGCCGGUUUUUAGUUUAUGACAUUUCGUCGGGGGCCAAGAUCGAACCGGGCUGGGAAAUACAGGAUUUCAUCUGGCUGACCGGAACCUUUUCAUCGGCAACGGUGCUGGUGAUCUAUUACACCGUAGCGGGCUUGCUCAGCCGGUCCUUCGAGGAGCAGCCAGACUAUCGAUCGUGGACUUCGAUCGACGACGGAUCGGAUUCCAAAGACCCGAGCUCGUCCGUCGUCAAGGCGGUCGUAAACGUGGUGCUCUGCUGUCCGAUUUGGUUGGCAACGGAACAUUUGUUKGGGUUCGGGCCGGCCGACAUCGGGGGAAACACACUGAGCGUAGCCGUUGCAACAGGGUUCCUUGGAUUUGGAUCGUUCAUGGCAUUGGCGAAGAUUCUUACCGCAGGAAUGAGAUGACACUAGAGGAGGACAGAAUAGAAUACGGCGCGUGCUAAGGUGUCUGGGUGAGGGUGCCGAUAGAURCGAGGUACUGUACGRUCAGAUUAAUCUAAGGUUGAUGGYGUCGUGGAUAAAAUAACAUUGAAUUC